GCGAGGGGAUCCGCGAGCCGGGGCGUCUGCGCACUCAUUUACAUUGCAGACUGCAGACUGCAGGCUGCGAACAUCCGCUGGACACUGCUACCGUUAUUAUUGUUAUUACUGUUUUUUUUUUUUUUUUUUUUUUUUUCUUUUUUUUUUUUUUUGCUGAACUGUAAGUGGUGACUUUUUGCAAGCGGGGAGACUCCAACGAACGAGGAGGGGAAUGGUUGACCGCAUGAUGGCCAUGAACCACGGACGGUUCCCGGACGGGGUGAACGGUCUCCAUCACCAUCACCCGGCCGCGCGCAGGAUGGGCAUGGGCCAGUUCUCGAACCCGCAUCCGCAGCAUCAGCAUCAGCAUCAUCAGCAGCAGCAGCAGCAACAGCAGCAGCAGCACGGCUACGGCGCUUUAAUGGGGGACCCUUUGCACUACGUCGGUGGCAACGUGAACGUGAACUCGAACCCCGGCAUCCGGCUUUCCGCGGGCUCCGGCAACGCGAACGGUGCUCUCGCGAACAGCCCCGUGCCCGUUCCGCCCGGCGGCGGCGGCGGCGGUGGCGGCGGCGGCGGCGCGCGCUACGCCUCGCAGUACGCGAGUCCCGGCGCGGGCGCGCAGGGGCAGCUCGCGGCCAGCAUGCAGCUACAGAAGCUCAACACGCAGUACUACGGGCACCACGCGCAGCAGCAGCCCCACCACCACCACCACGCCCACCAGCAGCCCCCCCACCACCCGCACCACCUGCCCCCCUACGUGUCCGAGCUGCACCCCGCGAGCCACCAGGCAAGCGCCGGCGGCCCCGCGGCGCAGUUCAUGAGGGACUGCAGCCCGAAGCUGGGCGGCGCGGGCGCGCACGCGCCGGCGCACGCCCACCACGUGCCCGCGGCAAUGCUGCCCCCUAACGUCAUCGAUACGGACUUCCUGGACGAGGAGGCGCUCACGUCGCUGGUGGUGGAGAUGGGUCUGGACCGCAUCCAGGAGCUGCCCGAGCUGUGGCUGGGCCAGAACGAGUUCGACCUGGUCACGGACCUGGUGUGUAAGCAGCAGCCGAGCAGAGUGAGCUGCUGAUCCAUCCUCCCCAGCAUCAUCUCCACUGGACCUCGGGGAGAGGGGGAGGGAGUGGAGUGGAGUGGAGUGGAGUGGGGUGGCUGGGUGGGUGGGUGGUGUGGGAUUGGGGGACGGCGACAUCAUCAGACAAAAUAACAAAACGCUAAUUUUUAUAGAAUAAAGCAGUUUUCUUCAGUGACUCACCCUGGGCUCGGAGUCCCGUUGAUUGGGG
This is a messenger RNA of Scleropages formosus (Asian bonytongue), 1265 nucleotides long. It is a transcript of the gene cited2, whose product is annotated as Cbp/p300-interacting transactivator, with Glu/Asp-rich carboxy-terminal domain, 2. Gene Ontology annotation, molecular function: transcription coactivator activity. The coding region runs from base 212 to 1054 and encodes 280 amino acids. Gene Ontology annotation, cellular component: nucleus. The transcript is spliced from 2 exons. The record is from RefSeq and is a predicted model, not a curated record. NCBI's taxonomy places the organism in Eukaryota, Metazoa, Chordata, Actinopteri, Osteoglossiformes, Osteoglossidae. Gene Ontology annotation, biological process: regulation of DNA-templated transcription.